Molecule: messenger RNA, 1434 nt
Organism: Prosopis cineraria
Lineage: Eukaryota; Viridiplantae; Streptophyta; Magnoliopsida; Fabales; Fabaceae
Product: syntaxin-31-like
Exons: 6
Coding region: 1-1194 (397 amino acids)
Biological process (GO): endoplasmic reticulum to Golgi vesicle-mediated transport; intracellular protein transport; vesicle fusion
Cellular component (GO): endomembrane system; Golgi membrane; SNARE complex
Molecular function (GO): SNARE binding; SNAP receptor activity
Source: RefSeq, a predicted model, not a curated record
AUGGCCUCUGGCUGCCGAGAUCGCACGUUGGAGUUCCGAUCUCUCUCUCAAACUCUGAAGAAGAUCGAGAGACCUCAUCACCUGAUCAAGCUGAAGAUGUUCCUUCUACAUCGAAACAAUACACUCCUGUGUCCUAUUCUAGAUCUGAAUUCAACAGAAGCCUCUCGAAUUGGGUUGGGUAUUCAUGAAGCCUCCCAGAAGAUUUCGAGGCUUGCUCAAUGUAAGCCUACCUCUUUCAUUACUUUCGUAUUAAUCUUUUUGCCUUUAUGGAGGAGAGCUUUCGUCGCCGCGCUUCCCGAAAAUUUGUCGACUUUACCUUUGGCGGCAUACCGCAUCCCACUAGCUGGAUACGUAAAUGAAAGGGAAAAGAACUAUGAAUUGGGAAGUGAUUUGAUUGUUGGCAAAGAAGUCUCGAUGUUUAAUGAUCCCACUGUGGAAAUACAAGAAUUGACGGCCUUGAUUAAGAAUGACAUCACGGCAUUGAAUUCAGCUCUUUCAGAUUUACAAACUAUUCAAAACAUGGAAAUAGCUGAUGGAAAUUAUUCGGAGGAUAGAAUUGUUCAUUCAACAGCUGUCUGUGAUGACUUAAAGGGCAAACUUAUGGGGGCAACUAAGCAGCUUCACGAUGUGUUAACUAGCAGGACAGAGAAUAUCAAGGCUCAUGAGAAUAGGAAGCAAAUAUUUUCCAAGAAAGCGUCUAGAGGCAAUCCUUUCCAGCAUCGAUCAGAGCCAGUGACUGAGCCACCCCCUUGGUCAAAUUCAUUAAAUGCAUCUGAAAGUUCGCAGCAAAUAUCAGCAUCCCUUUCAAAUGAAAUCACACCGAGCAAUCAAUUAAGACGGAGGCUAGCUGCUGACAACGCUCCAUCCCAGCAAAUGGAAAUGUCUAUGAUGCAGCAAGUGGUCCCAAGACAAGAAAGUUAUAGUCAGAGUCGUGCAACUGCUCUGCACAGUGUGGAAUCUACCAUCACAGAACUGAGUGGGAUUUUCACUCAUUUGGCCACAAUGGUUGCUCAUCAAGGGGAACUAGCUAUCAGGAUUGAUGACAACAUGGAUGAGUCAUUGGCAAAUGUUGAAGGAGCUCACAGUUCUUUAUUGAAGCAUCUCAGCCAAAUAUCAUCGAAUAGGUGGCUUCUGAUCAAGAUAUUUGCCGUUCUGAUACUAUUUCUGCUGAUCUUCAUAUUCUUCGUGGCCUGAAUUAACUCACGCUUGCCCAAUCACACAAGCAUGUUGGUGGCUCAUUUGGAUUUAUUUGUUUUCCUCCAUCCAUCGAGGCAAAAAUGUUAAGGCGUGUGCAUGCAACAGGUGUUCUUUAUUUUUUACAAGUCAACAGACAGGGCUUCACUGGUCUGUAAAGUUUUACAUUCUCAGAUUAUGUUGUUUGGCGUGAUGAUACAUAUGCCGAAACUCUCAGUCGAAUGCAUAUUAUGCAAGCUA